Messenger RNA from Eurytemora carolleeae, 1148 nucleotides. Its product is annotated as casein kinase I. The record is from RefSeq and is a predicted model, not a curated record. The transcript is spliced from 10 exons. Bases 70 to 1134 code for a protein of 354 amino acids. Gene Ontology annotation, biological process: negative regulation of canonical Wnt signaling pathway; signal transduction; peptidyl-serine phosphorylation. Gene Ontology annotation, molecular function: protein serine/threonine kinase activity; ATP binding. Gene Ontology annotation, cellular component: nucleus; cytoplasm. NCBI's taxonomy places the organism in Eukaryota, Metazoa, Arthropoda, Copepoda, Calanoida, Temoridae.
GUCUGGUAUCAGAUGCCUAGCUAGAUUGAAAUAAUACGGCCGGAGAAAGUGAGAGAGUGAACAACAAGCAUGGCCGCCGCCAGGUCUGGCUUUGAAGUAGGAGGAUACAGGUUAGUACGCUCAAUUGGAAGUGGAAGCUUUGGAGAAAUUUAUUUAGGUAUAAACAUCACUAACGGGGAGGAGGUUGCCGUUAAGCUUGAGCGUGUGACAGCUCGUAAUCCUCAGCUUUCGUAUGAGUCCAGGGUCUACAAGAUUCUCCAGGGUGGAGUCGGAAUACCACACAUACGUUGGUACGGACAGGAGAGGGACUACAAUGUGCUUGUGAUGGACCUGCUCGGUCCCUCCCUGGAGGACCUCUUCAACUUCUGCUCCAGGAGGUUCACCAUGAAGACUGUUCUAAUGUUGGCUGAUCAGAUGAUCGGUAGGAUCGAGUAUGUUCACAAGAAGAACUUUAUUCACAGGGAUUUAAAACCAGAAAACUUUGUGAUGGGUUUGAAAAGAAGUUUCAUUCUCCAUCUCAUUGAUUUUGGAUUAGCAAAGAAGUAUAUAGGUAGUACCCGGGAGCAUAUCCCGUACAGGGAAGACAAGAACCUGACCGGAACUGCGCGCUACGCCUCCACCAACGCGCAUCUUGGGAUUGAGCAGAGCAGACGCGAUGAUAUGGAGAGUUUGGGAUACGUUCUCAUGUACUUCAACAGAGGUUCCCUACCCUGGCAGGGGCUUAGAGGGGUCAAUAGCGCGCAAAAGUAUGAGAAGAUAUUAGAAAAAAAAAUGUCAACUCCAGUUGUGGUUCUCUGCAAGGAAUUUCCACCUGAGUUUGCUGCGUAUAUAAACUAUUGUCGUGCACUAAAGUUUGAAGAUGAACCGUCUUAUUUGGAUAUCAGGCAGCAUUUCAGAACCCUUUUCCGCUCCCUGAACCAUGGAUAUGACUUCAAAUUCGACUGGACAAUACUAAAGCAAAAGAUGACUGCAAGGCCCAGCAUGCACUGUGGACGCAGGAACCACUGUAGUGAGUUGAAACCCAUUCAGGAGGAAAUUAUGCCAAAUGAAACUGGUAAAAUCCUAAGGAACCACUGUAGUGAGUUGAAACCCAUUCAGAAGGAAAUUAUGCCAAAUGGUAGAAUCCUAAGGUAAAAGUCUUGCAGGCG